Messenger RNA from Danaus chrysippus (African queen), 519 nucleotides. The record is from the annotation of a GenBank genome assembly. Lineage: Eukaryota; Metazoa; Arthropoda; Insecta; Lepidoptera; Nymphalidae.
AUGGAUAUAACUACUACCCAAAAGUUUAUAGAACGUGGGUCCCAUAGGGGGAAGGGCCUCGCUGUGUUCACCAGUGGUGGUGAUUCCCAAGGUAUGAAUGCUGCCGUACGGUCAGUCGUUCGGAUGGGUAUUUACUUGGGUUGUAAAGUUUACUUCAUCCGUGAAGGCUACCAAGGUAUGGUAGAUGGUGGAGACAAUAUUGAAGAAGCGAAUUGGUCCUCUGUUAGUUCUAUCAUUCACAAAGGUGGUACCAUUAUUGGGUCUGCUAGAUGUAUGGAUUUCAUGAAAAGGGAAGGUCGUCUUAAGGCUGCAAGCAACUGGUUACUCGAGGAAUGGUCUAGCUUGCUUGAUGAAUUAUUAGAAAAUAAUAGAAUUACUAAAGACCAAAGAGAAAAGUAUAAACAUUUGCAUAUUGCUGGAAUGGUGGGCUCAAUUGACAAUGAUUUCUGUGGUACAGACAUGACAAUUGGCACAGAUUCAGCAUUGCAUCGAUCAUUGAAGCUAUUGAUGCUAUUGUGA